AUUGGACACGUGGUAUUACCUUGAAGGCCGUGACGAGAACAUAUCUUUGGAAACUAUAUACCUACUUUAGUUUAAAUAUUUGUUUUUUAUGGUUUAAUAUUGGAAUAAAUAAGCCUGUCACAUUACAACAAUUUCCUAUUAAAAUGUAUGCUGAUGAAGACUGUAGCGAAACUGUGAAUAUUAAAGAAAUGUUGAAUCUACAAGUAGCAGAAGUUGAAAUGUUAAAGAGUAUGUACCCACAGAAAGGAGAGUUUGUCUUGGAUGAUGAAUACGCUGUGAGAGAAAUUCAAGCUUUUGUCGACGGAGAUUUAGAUUAUGAACCAGAGAACAGAAUAGGUUUUACAGUAAAUAUUAUCACUAAUAUGCAACCAGUAGAAUUUGUUGUUCAUCUUCCCCAUGAAUAUCCUUCCUGUCAACCAGAACUCUUUUUGCGAACGCAAGAUUUAAGUCGUACCAAUAGUCGAAAACUCAACGAUGAUUUAAUUGAGUACAUGCAGAGUCUUGAUAAAGGUGAAAUUUGUAUUGGUUCGUUAAUCCAGUGGCUACAGGAAAAUGUGAAUGAAUACGUGUCGGAAAUUCCUGUCGAAAAAUCGCGUACUAAAACUAUUCAACAGGAUGAUGUGUUUUCAAGGAUGUGGAUCUACAGUCAUCAUAUUUAUAGUAAAUUUAAACGCCGAGACAUUAUAGACUGGGCACAAGAGCUAAGAAUAACUGGUUUUUCGAUGCCAGGAAAACCAGGAAUAAUUUGUGUAGAAGGUUAUAGCAGUUUAGUUGAGGAAUUCUGGUACAGAAUACGUAGAAUGAACUGGAAAAAAUUAGCUGUCAAAGAGAAAGAAGACUAUAAAAUAGACAAUGAAUAUGAUUUUAAAAAAUAUAAAAAAUUUCCUAAUUUUGAAGAAAUAGCUUUUGAAGUUCAAGGUGGUAAAGCUAGAGAAUAUCACAUGAAUUUAGGAUUAUUUUAUGAAUAUUUAGUUAAGCAUGAUGCAAAAUAUAUUUUUUCACUUUAUUUUGGAGUUGAGGGAAAAUCAAAUGCAGUUGAUUAGCAUUUUUUUUUUAAAUUCUUUAAAAUAUGAAAAAUACACAAUAAAUUUUUAAAUCUUUGAAAUAUUCUUUUAUUUACAAUUAUUUGAUCGAUUUGAAAAAUAAAAAAACCCAAAAAAACUUAAAUCUUUGAAAUGAGUUUUUUUAAAAAAAAUUUAAUCGAUUUAAAAUUAAAAAAUACACAAUGAAUUUAAAUCUUGAAAAAAAAAAUUACAAUAUCAGUUAAAAUGUGUUUUUUGUUUUUUUUCUCUUUAAAUUGAAUGUUAAAAAUCCAAGCUUUGUACUGUCAAUUUGAUCAAAUCACCUUGUUUUUUAGACUUGAAAGGGCUGGACUGUCCAAGUCUUGAUAUUACUAUACAUGUACAUGUAUCGUUGUUCAAAAUUUAUAAUUAAUUUGGUUUAACCAUAAACUUUUAAAAAGAUUUCAUAUAAUGAAUAUUUUAUUUUUAAAAGGUUAAACAUACAUUAUGGAAGAGCUAAAUCUGCCAAUUGCAGGUCUUUCUUUAGGCCUGAAAUGUUAUAUAAACUAUUAAUUAGACAUUAAUUAACUUAUCCAGACCAUAAUCAACGCUCGAUGUCAUGGCUAGCCUGCGAUAUUUAUUGGAUUGGAUUCUGAUCUGCUGCUCAAUGCUCAUUCAUGAUUAAAUCCAAAAAUGGGACUAUAUUUUUUAUCGUACUGACUUAUCGUAAUGAUGAUCAGGGCUAGGCCCAAAAUUCAAUCGCUAAUAUCUCAGUUCAGAGUAGAGCAAUUUGACUGAAAUUUUCAGCAUAUUGCCUUUACAUUAUAUAAUUUUUAACUAUCAUUGUGAGAACUGCCAGCUCUUUAUUUAAUCUCUCAUAAUGUAUCUUUAACUAUUUAAAUGGGGUAAUUUUGCUCAAUGAAAGUAAUUAUACAGAUCUCAUAAGCUGGACAUGUAUAGCCUAUAUAUUGUGUAAAUCUUUCAAUUAUCAGAAUUCAUUGACUUGUUCACUUCUCACUAAUCAUCUUACAUAUAUUAAUAUGUAUUAUCUUAUCUUUAAAAAUAAAACAAAACUUCUCUUA
This is a messenger RNA of Patella vulgata (common limpet), 2083 nucleotides long. Its product is annotated as RWD domain-containing protein 2B. The record is from RefSeq and is a predicted model, not a curated record. Bases 144 to 1043 code for a protein of 299 amino acids. Gene Ontology annotation, molecular function: protein binding. NCBI's taxonomy places the organism in Eukaryota, Metazoa, Mollusca, Gastropoda, Patellidae. The transcript has 4 exons.